Messenger RNA from Gadus macrocephalus (Pacific cod), 4264 nucleotides. RefSeq names its product adhesion G protein-coupled receptor G2a (gene adgrg2a). Lineage: Eukaryota; Metazoa; Chordata; Actinopteri; Gadiformes; Gadidae. Gene Ontology annotation, molecular function: G protein-coupled receptor activity. Gene Ontology annotation, biological process: adenylate cyclase-activating G protein-coupled receptor signaling pathway; cell surface receptor signaling pathway. Bases 54 to 3371 code for a protein of 1105 amino acids. The record is from RefSeq and is a predicted model, not a curated record. Gene Ontology annotation, cellular component: membrane. The transcript has 15 exons.
GUUCCAGGACACAAGCUCUGAUUUUGACUGAGAGCUGUCCCAUCCCGCCUCUAAUGCCUCCUAUGACCAAUCAGAGCAUGCUGCUGCCCUCCUUCCUCCGUGAUACAAACUUCACUGGAUUCCCCGAGUUAAGGGCUCCUCCUCUGAAGUAUGAAAUACUUUCAGAUACGAAUACCACAACAGUUGGACCCAUAGUUACAACCACACCAGAAACUAUUAGUACCGCAAAUACCCAGCAUACAUCUCUCCAGAGUACACCAAUACCAACAGUCCCACUGAACCAGAGUCUAAGUAGUAAUUCAUCACUUGGUUUGAGUUUUACAACCCCACCGGUGACUGAGACUUUAAACAACACAACACAAUCUGUUAACACUGAGGUGAUCCAAAGUGCCCUCACAGAUCAGACCCCAGAACAAAACACAUCGCUCCCAGAGAGCUCAAGUUUCACGAGCCUCCGCACCACCGCGAGUCCGGACCAGGUGCAGUCCCACAACGCGUCUCAAACAGCAACUCCAAAUACAGCGCAGACGACGGGACGCACGGCGACCGUCGUCACGACGACCGCUCCUGACACCACAACAGCCCUUAAGGACGGUACAACGUUCCAGAACACCGCGGUGGUCCCCGACGCUGCGACGCCACACAGUACGACAGAGACUCCUAGCGUCAGUCGGGUCCCCACUAUCCGAUACGAUGCAACAACGUUGGCUCCUGUCGGGCUCAACACAACAGCCCCUCCCCAGUCCUUUUCAACCGUCGGCAAUCACACUCUUCCAGCGACUAUGAGAAAAAAAGCAACCCAAACUCUCUGGAACACGACGGUGUUGCCGACCGGCAUUAACACAACGGGGAUCCCUGGCAACGGUACUGUACCGGUUGCUAUGGUAACCAUCGUUGCUACGGACAAUCAUACCCUGCACAGCUUGGAGUCGUCUUUGCCAAGCAAUGCGACCACGGUUGAUGCGACAACUAGGCCUACUUCCCUCGACGGCAGGACAGCGAAUCAUAGCACGUCAAUAUUACCGAACGAAACAACGACGGGAAGCGUUGUCAUGGCGACCGAUAGGGAAACGCCAUCAACCGAUCCGACUACAACGGCCGCACGUGACCCACAAACGUACAACUGGACUGAAACAAACACAAACAGAACUGUUAACAUGACCUUCGGUGUCACAAUGACCCAGACCUCCGCAAACCCGCCAAACCCCAGCACCACAUCCGUUGUCAGCAUUGACACCAUCACCACCAGCACCAUACCGCCAGUACAAUCCCCUUUAGCGACCACAACCUCAUCCAUGACAGGAUCCGAUCAGCACAGCAAAAACCAAAGCAUACACACUCCAGAGACGGCAAUACCGACCAAUCAUACUGUAGCAACGGUGACAGAGUCGUUACCAUUAGACACCACCGUCACCAACCAAAGCAACAUGUCUGCUUCCACCACUGGUAAUAUAUCGCUUGGGGCCACGGAGACGUCUGAACACACCAGGGGUCAAGAGGAGGAAGCAAAGGAGCUGGAGAUUCAGUCGCAGAAAGUCUCCAAACUCAACUCCUCCCAGGUGGAGGAGUUGGUGGGGAGGCUAGAGAGGCUGCUGGACGGAGCCAGUGUCCCCCUAGUGGUGGGGCGCAUCGCCGUGCGUGCCAUCAGUAACCUGAUGGAGGGACACCACCUGGCCAUUUCCUCCUCCACUAACAGGCUAAUCCAUUCGGUGGACCAGCUGGCUCUGAAGCUGGAGGUGGGGGCAGAGACACUGGUGCUGUCGGCCAGCUCCCUGGCUCUGGCUGUGCGGCCCCUUGACGGGUCACGGUUCCCCGAGACCUCCCUCUCCCUCACCGACCCUGCUCACCUUCAGGUGAGCACUGCAGACAGGUCCCUUCCCCAGAGGUCGGAGGUCGACCUGGCUUCUGUGUACCUCCCCUCCUCCCUCCUGGAAUCCCUGACCCCCGCGGAGAGGGCCCUGGCCACCAGGGUGCAGUUCACCUUCUACACCACCCCCAAGCUAUUCCAGGACGUCGCGCUGGGGAACGGAACCCUGGUCAGCCCGGUGCUGGGCUCCAGCGUCACCAACCUGUCCAUCAGUAACCUCAGAGAGAACAUCCAGUUCAGCAUCUGUAGCCCUCACAGCACACAGGCUAACGCUCUGCCUCAAUGCGUGUUCUGGGACUUCAGGCUGAACGGUGGCCGAGGGGGGUGGAGCCCUGAAGGGUGCUCCGUCCUCAACGUCACAGACGGAAAAACAACCUGCAGCUGCAACCACCUCACAUCCUUCGCUGUCCUACUGGACCUGUCCAGACGAGGUGUGUCUGACCGUCAGCAUGGGGCGAUCCUCACCUUCAUCACCUACAUCGGCUGUGGGGUCUCUGCAGUCUUUCUCUCCAUCACCCUGCUCACCUACAUGUGCUUCCGGAAGUUACUCCGCGACAUCCCCUCUAAGAUCCUGGUGCAGCUCUGUCUGUCCCUCCUCCUCCUCAACCUCGUCUUCCUAUUGGACGGCUGGCUAGCGCUCUACCCCGCCCCCGGGCUGUGCAUAAGCACCGCCUUCUUCCUGCACUACUUCCUGUUGACGUCCUUCACGUGGGCGGGGCUUGAGGCCCUGCACAUGUACCUGAGCAUCGUGCGGGUGUUCACCCCGUACCUUAGCAGAUACAUGCUCAGGUUCUCCCUCAUGGGCUGGGGUAUUCCUAUGACGGUGGUGGUGGUCAUCAUAUCGGUGGACAAAGACAACUACGGCCUGAUCACCUACGGAAAAUAUUCUGACGGCACUACCGAUGACUUCUGCUGGUUGCGGAACAACAUUGCGUUCUACAUCGGGGUGGUGGCGUACUUCCUGGUCGUCUUCCUCCUGUGCCUGGUGGUGUUCACCGUGGUGCUCGCCCAGCUGGCCCGCAUCAAGCGGCAGAACCCCCACCACCAGUGCCCCCGGCGGAGCCUGGUGACAGACCUGCGCAGCGUGGCCGGCCUCAUCCUCCUGCUGGGCCUCACCUGGGGCUUCGCUCUGUUCGCCUGGGGGCCGCUGCACCUGCCCUUCAUAUACCUCUUCUCCAUCUUCAACUCUCUGCAAGGUUUCUUCAUCUUCUUAUUCCACUGUGCCGUCAAGGAGAACGUUCGUAGACAGUGGAGAACCUACCUGUGCUGUGGGCGCCUGCGAUUGGCUGAAAACUCAGAAUGGAGUCGAACGGCCACCCAGAAUCCAAAGAAGCAGUCCAUUGCCGUGAUAACAAACGUAGCCCUGAGCCCGGCAUCUCGAAGCUCCUCCCUCAGCAGCGAGAUGACAAAUAGCUUCGGCUCAGACAGUGGUAUAUCGGACAGCUACAACGGUGAUGUCGUGCUUAACGAGAUCCACCUGCGCAACAUGGCCGCGCUGUCGUAGCUCGACAAGCCGGGGCGACGGCCUGCCCCUCGUUGGCCCAGCUGGUGGUCCACCGUCACUCACAAAAGGGCACACGCUUAUCAAAUUAGAGCUAGUUAGGGCGAGUGAGGGCUGGUCGUUGCUUUCAAGGCCCAGGGAAAGCUACUCAAAGGCGACUUUAAGGGCAUCAGGGCGAGGUAGGCAGGUCCGGAGCAGGAACAUUACUUUUCUUGAGCUAUGACAUCAAAGUAAAGCUUGCAAAUGAUGAAUACUGGGCCAUUUGUCGUAUUUUCAAAGUUGUAUUUCUUUACUUUUGAUACACAGUUGUUCCUCUCCCUGAAUUGCUCAAGAAAAAAUAUAUUUUUUAAAUCUCUAUUUUAGAAUGGCAUUAGAGUUGGUUUCAGUGUGAUUGUAAUAAGCAAAUCAUUUAUCAAAAGGUGACAAUGUAGACCAUUUAUUACUUAAUUAUCCAGCCAUGAAGAUGUUUAGGUGCACUGCAGCAAAACACUUGAAGGGGCCCUAUUUUACCACCAGGUGUGACUGCGAUUAGCCAUUAAAAGUGGAGGGUCCAUCUAGAUGUGUCCUGGAUAGAUCAGUCUACCAUCCAAACAAGUGGACUGAAGCAACCGGGAGGCUAAUCCAUCCAUCAUUGGUAUUGGUUUAUGGUUCCCAAAGGUCCUCAGCGUUGUGAUUGUUCAAAUGUGCUGUUACUUCCUGUUUAUGACUUGGGUAGUUUAGUAACUAUGUUGAAGUGCCAACAUGCUUAGAUUGCUAUUUGGCUGAAGGACAACUGAAAUCAGCUAAUUUCUGUAUAAGGUGUAGAAUAUAUGAACCCAUUAAUAAUUGUAAUUCUCAAUUUAUUUUGAUGAAGUUCAAAAGCGAAUGAGGUUUAAUAAAAAAACAGAAUAAUUGGA